This is a messenger RNA of Coregonus clupeaformis (lake whitefish), 1184 nucleotides long. RefSeq names its product glutamate receptor ionotropic, NMDA 2B-like. The transcript is spliced from 4 exons. Lineage: Eukaryota; Metazoa; Chordata; Actinopteri; Salmoniformes; Salmonidae. The annotation marks the transcript as partial. The record is from RefSeq and is a predicted model, not a curated record.
AUGCCUGUCUGUGGCUGCCACAGCCCCUCCCACCCUCAGGAAAGGCGAGCGUCCCCCACGCCCCUGCCCCCCCAGGAGGUGAGAUGUCCUCCCCGGCGCCGUGCGGCCCUCUCCUCCCUGUCCCUGUCCCUCCUGGGCCUCCUGCUGUGCAUGUUCCCACCUGCCCCCCGCCUGUCACUCUCGCAGAGACAAGGGCGGGGGCGUGGCACACUACAUCCCCAUGGCCCAGCCCCCCACCACCAGGUGCUGCCCAAGCUGGUGCAGGGCCUCAGCAUCGCUGUGGUGCUGGUGGGCAACUCUAGCGAGGUGGCGUUGGCGGGCGCCCGGGAGAAGGACGACUUCCUGCACAUGCCGCUGGCGCCCAACGUGGAGGUGCUCACCAUGAAUGAGACGGAUCCCAAGAGCAUCAUCAAGAGCAUCUGUGACCUGAUGACAGAGCACUGGCUGCAGGGCGUGGUGUUCGGGGACGAUACGGAUCAGGAGGCUAUAGCCCAGAUCCUGGACUUCAUCUCCGCACAGACACACAUCCCCAUCCUGGGGGUCCGCGGUGGCUCCUCCAUGAUCAUGGCUGCCAAGGAUGACAACUCUAUGUUCUUCCAGUUCGGCCCGUCCAUCGAGCAGCAGGCCUCGGUCAUGCUCAACAUCAUGGAGGAGUACGACUGGUACAUCUUCUCCAUCGUCACCACAUACUACCCCGGAUACCUGGACUUUGUCACCAAGAUCCGGAGCACCAUAGAGAACAGCUUUGUGGGCUGGGAGCUGGAGGAGGUUCUGCUGCUCGACAUGUCAGUGGACGAUGGAGACUCUAAGAUCCAGAACCAGCUGAAGAAGCUGCAGAGCCCUGUCAUCCUGCUGUACUGCACUAAGGAGGAGGCCAACACCAUCUUCGAAGUGGCCCACUCCGUAGGGAUCACGGGCUACGGCUACACCUGGAUCGUCCCCUCGCUGGUGGCUGGGGACGCUGAAGUGAUCCCUGCCGAGUUCCCUACAGGUUUAAUCUCUGUGUCGUAUGACGAGUGGGACUACGGCCUGGAGGCCCGCGUGCGUGAUGGGGUGGCCGUCAUCGCCAUGGCAACCUCCACCAUGAUGCUGGACAGAGGGGCACACACCCUGAUGAAGUCUGAGUGCCACGGCGCCACAGACAAGAAAGGGCCCAUUGCUGGGAACCCCAACGAAGUGCUCAG